AUGGCGCCUGCCGCAAAUGGCCUUCCCAUGCGCUUCCCGUGCUGGUGCAAGGCAGUGUACUCAUGGGGUGGUGAGACCAAACGCGACCUUGGCUUCAUAGAAGGAGACCUGAUCGAAUGCCUCAACGCCGGCGAUGGAUCGUGGUGGAUGGGACGAUUGAAGCGCGACAGGCGCAUGGUCGGAUUGUUCCCCUCUAACUUCGUCGAAUUGCUGCCCGAAGACUUCCAGCCAUGGAGUCGCAACACAAGCCCGAUGACCGGCCCAGGGAGCAUAUCGAGGCAGAAUAGCGCUCAGCCUGUCAAGCAGACGCCUCAGAAGGCGAAGACAUUCCGCAAGCCCUUCACGGCCUACGCAGCUGCACAAGCACCCAACCCGGCGGCUGCUGCGCGCCAAAUCGUGAAGGCCGGCGGCAUCGCACCGAGUCCCAAUGGCAGCUUGCGCGCGCAACAUAAACCAUACGCUUCCAUGAAGAGGUCGUCGACCGAAAGCCGCGACAGAUCCUCGACCGAAAGCCGUGCGUCUCCUCUACCAUCCAAACGCCCUUCGAACCUUCGAGCGGUAUCGCCGCGACCAUCGACGGCGCCAGCGCCAAAGUACACACGCGCCCCAUCGCCAGCUCCGCCGAACAAAUACCAAGGAUACUCGCGGUCGCCUUCGCCAGCGCCUCCUGCGCAGUAUCAGCAACAUGCAAGAGCUGUCUCGCCCGCUCCGCCAACUCAAUACCAAGCAUACUCGAGGUCUCCUUCGCCUGCACCGCCUACGCAGUAUCGACCAGCAUCACGAGCUGUUUCACCUGCACCGCCAGCGCAAUAUCGGCCACCUUCACGAGCUGUAUCACCUGCACCCCCAGCUCAAUAUCGCCCAUCGUCGCGAUCUGUAUCACCCGCACCGUCCUUUCAAUAUCGCGCAUAUGAUCGAGGUCCAUCGCCGUCGCCGUACCAAGAUGAACAGUUUCGGAGACAGUCAAUGGCGUCAAUGGCGUCCUUUCAAGAUAUGGGGUCCCCUCCGCCUCCACCUCCUCCUCCGCACCGCGUUGCCUAUAAUCCGAGCAGAGCGCCCUCACCUGCGCCGCCGCAGCAUGGCUACCAUACACCUGAGCCUCCAUCUCCUGACCCACGUACCGGAAGUAAGGGCAACUUUACGCCGUCGCCAUUGACGAACGCAAUGGGCGAUGUCAUGUCUGCUCUACAAGACAUGAGCGUGGCAUCCCCAGGUGAGCGUGCUACACCACCCGGUGUCUGGUCACCGGAGGCGUUCGAUGAGGUGUACAAGGCAUCAGCGAGGAAUAAAGUGCGUGCACAAACGUCGAUAGGGAUCAGCAAUGAUAGUGGAUUCUACGACGGUGAGGAGACGUUGGACGAUGGCCCACCCCAAGUCCACAAUUACGUUCAGCGAAUGGAGAGUCGCUUGCGCCGCAUGCAUCAGCAGGAAGGUCCGAAGAAUGACGAGCUCUUCAUACCUGGAGAUGCGUCAGGCCAGCCACCCGCAGUUCCGCCGAAGAACAAGUACCAGAGCAGACCUGGGUCCGUCAUGGCAGAGACAGAAGACAUGGAGCGCAGAGGGUCGAAAACUCUCCGCCAUCGCAAGUCAGCAUACGAGAUCGGCAAGAACGUUUUGGGUAGGACCUUCACAACGAAGACCAAUUCGACCACUGCAACGCAUACGAGCAGUAGUACGAAUCGAAGCCUAAUGUCCGGGGCAUCUGCAACAAACAUGAGCUCUACAAGCGCCGGAAGCUACUACCGCAAGAAGUUCGCUAAAGAGCGACCAAAGAGCGUGAUGGAAACCUCCAGAGGUGCAGGCAAGGGCUUCGGGUUUGAUGAGGGACGACCAGAAUCACCCUUCACGGGAGUCACAUAUCAUUCCAGUCAUGCUUCUGGAGAGAGGCCUGGUUCAAACGAAGGGCAGCAGCCCUGUCAAGACGGUCCCGAUCCGCUGGGAGGAUUGAUGCAACCGACAAAGAGAAAGAGCGGUUUCUUCAGGAAGAUGAUCGACACUGCCAAAACGCAAGCUGCCAACGCACGCAGUACCAUUGCAUCAGGAUCAAUUAGCAGGCCAGGCUCCCGAGCAGCCAGUCGAGCAGCGAGUAGAGCGGGCAGUCGAGCAGCCAGCCGACUGGAUGGUCGAGGUCCGAUAGGCAUCGCAGGAGGGACGGCGGUGCAAUCGAACGCGGCACGGGAUAUGGGUUUGAACGGAUCAGUCGACUGGGUCCAAGUGCGAAGAGAUAUCAAUCGGUCCAAUUCCCUCAGCAAAAACGAAAGAACCGAACGCGCCGAUCGCUGUCAGAUGAUGGAUAUACCAGUCAUUAACCCAGUCGACAUCUUGUAUGACUCUGCUGAAGGAGACGAGGGGCUGGACGGACUGCCAAUAACAGAUCCUACGGACUUCAGCGCGUCUAAUCUUGUUCUAGUUGACAAAAGUGCAAGGUUCAUCAACAGCAUCCCCCUCGGAACAACGCCUACAUCGCUGGCGCAAGGGUAUGUCUGUAGGCCAUACAGAAGUGACGUUCAGCGUCUACGAGCCAUCUUCACGUGGGUUAGCGAGCGUAUAGCUUGGGAGGAAGACUUUGAAGGCGAGAUCGAUACACGUCAUGUGCUCCAGAGCAAACGCGGCUGCUCCCACGAAAUAGCUAUAAUUGUGGCAGAGAUGUGUGCGUCCGUUGGUCUACAUGCAGAGGUUGUCAGAGGAUACCUCAAGACUCCAGGAGAGCCUUUAGAUCUGGAAAGCGUGGCACACCCCAACCAUUUCUGGAACGCAGUCAUUGUUGAAGGCGAAUGGCGUAUAAUGGACUGUUCGCUGGCCGGACCCACCAACCCCAAAAGGGUGCAAUAUUCCAACGCCGGUUCCUCAGUCGCUGAGAUUUGGUACUUCCUCGCCCGGCCGAUGGAGGUCUGCUAUUCUCACGUUCCGCUGCUGCCGGAACAGCAACACAUCUGCCCCCCGCAACCCCACGAUGUCUUGAUGGCAUUGCCGUGCGCAACACCCAUCUACUUCAAGCACAACCUCCAUUUGGCGGACUUCGAUACCAGCUUGCUCAAUCUGGACAACCUCGAGAUGGCACAUAUUCACAUCAACGUCCCUGAGGAUGUUGAAUGUGUCGCAGAAGUUGAAGCAAGAGCCAUUACCCAAGAUGCGGAUGGUGACUAUUUUGAAAGUGGCGAUAUCGUCCGGAAGCCAGCACUUGCACAGGCAGAAUGGAUUGGAGGCCAGAAAAGAUAUACUGUGAAAGCAGUACUGCCGAGCGAUGAGGGUCAUGGUGUGCUCAAGGUGUAUGCUGGACCUCGCGGUCUCAUGCACUCCAACAAGUUGAAUCCUCAUUCUCUAGCCCUCGGUCUCCCCAUCACGCACACAGGCACGAACCCUCCAUACUCGUUCCUCACGCUCCAUCCCACUCCCCACGCUCAGCGCCACGACCUCUAUGUCGCCCAACCGCAAUGUGCCAACAUUGCGCUCAACAAUACCUUCGUCUUCACCGUACGCCAGCAUCCCUCAUCGCUCACACGGACGCCCGAGGUUACUUCGCCUGGCCUCACCGGCCGCGCCUCACCCAACCCUUUUGCGCGUCCAGCAUCGGCUAUGAGCAUGCAAAGUGUCUCAGCCUCCGGAUCAAACUAUACAAAUCCAUCGCAAGCAUCGUCCAGCUCAUCGGGCAGCACUUCGAUGAAGCCGGCCAAGCUCGCGGUGCAGACGCCAUCAGGCAAGAUCAUCCGAUUGACGAGGAAGAGCGAACACAUGAGCGGGACCAACGAUGGCGAUGGAAGCUCGUGGGAGACUGUCAUCAAGAUUGGCGAGAAAGGGACGUGGAGGGGUCUGGUGCUCGCGGAUCGCAGUGCGAGGUGGUGUGUCUUUGCGCAGUGGGAGUGUGCCUAA
Molecule: messenger RNA, 3870 nt
Organism: Didymosphaeria variabile
Lineage: Eukaryota; Fungi; Ascomycota; Dothideomycetes; Pleosporales; Didymosphaeriaceae
Exons: 3
Coding region: 1-3870 (1289 amino acids)
Molecular function (GO): protein binding
Source: RefSeq, a predicted model, not a curated record